This is a messenger RNA of Moneuplotes crassus, 6100 nucleotides long. The record is from the annotation of a GenBank genome assembly. Lineage: Eukaryota; Ciliophora; Spirotrichea; Euplotida; Euplotidae.
AUGGGUACUUUGCAAAAGCAAUAUUUGCUGAUCCCCAAAAAGAAGGACAGAAGGCACCCAAAGGUUUCCACCUUUGUAGUGAUGCUCCUUUUCAGUAUUCUCUUCAUGAAAUAUACCAAUUGAGCAACUAUGGGAACAGUUCAGAUUACUUCAGAUCCAAGCAAGGUCAGUGAAGUAGCUGAAAUGAGGCUACUUAUAACCCCAGUGGAACCGAUACCAGCCAAUGGGAAGAUCAAGAUAACUAUUCCCUCCACAACUUCCAUUACACAAGGGAGCUUAGCUUGAGUCAUGGUCGAACCCUCUGGAACCACUGUAACCUGUACAGCAACAAAUAGAGAAAUUGUAGCAGUAGUAGGAUCUUCAUUAAGUGUCAUUCUGCUACAAUUAAACAUCCCUGGAUUUACAAAUCCUCCAACAACUUCUCCUACUGAUUCAUUUAUUGUCUAUACAACAGAUGCUUCAGAUAAUAUCCUAGAUCAAAAGACAUCUGGAGCAUCUCUCACUGCAACAGUUGGUGCUUUGACAGCUUCCAGCAUUACUCCAGCAUCAGAUGUAGUUGGUGAAAUCACCACUGCUAAUUUCCAGAUCACUUUGGCGCAUGAAGUCCCGGCAGGUGGUACUAUCAGGGUAAAUUUCCCAAAAUGGAACCCAAAUGCUGCAUCUGGAAGCAUAUUCUCAAUGAUUCAGGGAACUUAUAUAUGCACAUCUCUGCAGAAUCUGGAUUCUGGUUUAAUAUGAGACUUUUCAAACGAUAUCCUGACAUUAAGUAAAAUAAAUCCUUCAGCAGCCAUAGCUGCUGCUUCAGUGGUCAGAUUUUCAGUAACAAGUGUAAGGAAUCCUCUCUCUACUGCAGCUAAAAGUGGAAUUUCCAUAACUACCAUUGCGCCAAAUGGAGGAAGUAUAGAUUCUGCAAGCUUGACUCUCCAAGUAUCUACUGCAGCAGCUAUCUCUUCAGUGACUCCUUCCAGUACAACUACUACAGAAGUCUAUGAAUCCACAAAUUUCAGACUAACUUUUCCUAUCCCGCUGGAUAUGGAUGCCAACUGGAAGUUUGAAAUAACUUUCCCAAGUGAUAUAACAAUCUCUUCCUUCACUGAGAUAAAUGGGUAUCAGCUCUUUGGAGGAAAAGUUAAUUUCUUGCCAAGUGCUACUAUUCAUACAUCUAAUAACACCGUUGUAGUAAUAAAUGCAAUGAGCAGUUAUACAACUACAUCACUCAGUGCAAUAGUUGAGUUUGUGACUAUACAAAACCCUCUGAGUAUCAAAACUACAGGCAGCUUUGCAGUAUAUCUUAAGACGUCAUCCGGAGCAAACAUAGCAUCUAUUACCACAGGGAUAACUUAUACUGCUACUGUUGGCUCUAUUACUGAUAUGACUGCUACACCUGAUGCAACUACUGUUGGUGUUUCUACAUCUGUGUUAUUUCGCUUUAAGCCAAAGCAUAACAUCCCUGCUUCUUCAAAACUAAUCGUGACUCUACCCUCAGAGACCUCUAUAGUUGCUAAAACCUCUGCAACUUGAACUCUUUCAGAUCUUGCUCACAUCCAAUCAUCAGCAACUUGUACUGUAACUGGAAGAGUAAUUGAAAUUUCAAGUCCUUUCUCUGCAGACUUUAAUCAAGAUACAACAAAAAUUAUCGCUUUUAAGAUUGGUGAUAUUACCAUGCCAAGCACUACAGCUCCUUCCUCAAUUGGAACAUUUGAGACAUGAUACUUAACCGGUGGAACGUGCUAUAGUAUAGAUAAAUCGACACAAAGUGCUCUUCUUACCUCAACCGUUGGGGCGUUGACUUCGUUCAAUGUAGCUCCUACUUCAACCCUUGCUUAUGCUUCUACAUCAUAUACAUUCACACUUGUGCCAGCAAAUGAGAUUCCUAUAGGUGGAAAAAUUUUGAUAACUCUUCCAUCAGAGGUGACUAUUCCUAAUCCCACAUACUCAGGAAACAGCUGCUCUUUUAGAAGGAUGCUCAAUGGAAAGAGAGAUAUUGCAUCCACAGGAUUAGGCUCAUCUUUUACCUGCACAUGUACUUCUUCCACAAUCUUAGUUGAAGAAGGAUUCACAACAUCUGCCUUCUCAGGAGGAGGAACUAUUUCUUUUGAUAUUAAAGGAAUAAGAAACCCUGUCUCAACUGAACCAACAUCUAGCUUUGCAGCAAAAACAAGAACCUCGGCGAAUUACGAUAUUGAUGAGAUCAACUCAGGGAGAUUUGUGAUAAUGACAACUGUGAGUGCACUCCAAAGUGUCACUCUGUCUUCCUCUUCUCUUGUAAAUGGGGCUCAAAAUAAUUUAAGAAUGACGGUAAAUUCACCAAGUGAUCUGCUAAAUGGGUAUAAACUUGUGGUGACCUUCCCAACCCAGGUUGAGCUUCCAACUACAGUUACUUGCCAAGGAGUCGACCUACCUAGUACUACAAAUGAUCUUGCCACAACUGUCACGUGCUCAAAAUCUGGAAAUUCAGUGACAGUGACUUUACAAUUCACAACAGAUGCCAGACUUUCUGCAGGAAAUUCGUUUGCUGUAUUAUUUCAGAAUAUCAAAAAUCCAACGUCGACUAGCCCAAGCGAUAACCUUGUGACAGCUAUCAACAAUGCCAAUAAUUUUCAAGUGAACGACUACAGUUCUGAUUUAAAAAUAAUCACAACACAGCCUGCUGCAAUUACAACAUCCUCUUUAGUCCAGAGCUCUGGCGAUGCUAGUGCUGUAAUUGACAUUACCAUAAGUAUUCGAUUGGUCCACGAUAUUCCUGCAAAUGGGCUGAUUUCGAUUAUCCAUCCCUCAGAAGUAUCCGUAGAUUCAGGAACUCUUACAGCAUCUUUGCUAUCGCCAACCUCGAUUGCCUCUCUGACUUUAUCGUAUACCUCAAGUGAUAGAAGAAUAAAAAUUACUAAUAUGUUCCCAUCUGGAGGAACUGCUGGUACGACUUAUCAAUUCCAGCUUAAAAAUGUAAAGAAUACAGACACAAGCACAGCUACCUCUUCCUUUACGGUAACAACUUACCUAACUUCAUCAGGAAAUUAUAGGAUUGAUGAGGUAUCAACUGGCCUAACAAUGGCAGCUUCAUGCAAUUAUCCAUGAGCUACUUGUGCUUCAUCAACUCCUUCUGUCUGAACUUCCUGACUGACUGCUACUCCUGCACUUUAUCUCCAAGAUAACAGCUGAGUCACUGUCUGAGAUGAAGGUAAACUUCCUGUUGGAAAUACUUGAAGUGAUUGUAAUUCACAAUGUGUUGCAUGAGAUUCAAGUGAUGCGAACCAUUGAACAAAAUGUGGCAAGACUGGCUUUGAAUACCUCUCUGGAACAACUUGCACUGGUACAUGUCCAGAUGGAACAUUCGGAAAUAGUGUUAACAACAACUGUGAUGCUUGUGAUUCUACCAAUGCUUUUUGCAAAACAUGUAGUGGUAAUAGCCAAACUUGUACUUCAUGACUGAAAACUCCAGCAGUUUACAUUCUCUAUGGGACCUCAUGAGUAAGCACCUGACCACCAAAUGAAUCUAUUUACAAUGCAAUAUCAGACAAAUGAGAUGCAUGAAAUUCAAAUUGAUUAACAUGCUCAGGAUCGAUUACUCAAUGAACAUCUUGUGUAUCUAAUAGAAAGUUAGAUUUGAGAACGAAUACUUGCGAAACUUCUUGUGAGACUGGAAAAACUAUAGAAAGUGGCUCAAACUGUAUCGGAUGACAUUCAAGUUGUAAUACCUGAGAAAUAGCAUCUACUACAUGCACUUCCUGCACAGGAACAAAUGUGGUAACUACUUCAAACGCCUGAGCAAGUUCCUGUAGUAAUUCAAAUGAAGUAGCUAUAAAUGGAGUUUGAUAUACCUGAGACUCCAGUUGCUCAUCCUGCUCAGGAACUGUUAGCACUUGUACUGGAUGCAACUCACCAUUUGUCCUUCAUGAGAGCAAAUGAAUUACAGAUUGACCAACAAAAUAUCAAAAUAAUACUGGAACCUGAGUCGAAGUAGGACUUGUAUGCCCAACAAACUUUACCUUAAGCGAGGAUGAGACUUCUUGUGUACCUACAAGAGUCACUUGUGAUGAAGGAUUCAAAUUAAAUAGCUCAGGAAAUUGUGUGCCAGAUGGAACUGGAUUUGUCCCUUUCCCAUUUGUCUUUAUUCUUUGAUGUCUCACUCUCAUCGUAAUUGCUGGAAAAAUCAAAGAUAAGAAUCAUACUAGAGUGAUUGCCAAUCUUAUUGCUCUUUAUGGACUAGUAGAGCCUGCACUGAUGCUUACUCUAUUUAUUAGCUGAAUAUUUAUUGGAAAAAUGAUUCCUUCAAUCUUAGCAAUAGUGGCCUUAAUCCUUCAUUACUGUCUAAACCUUACAAUGCUAAUCAGAUAUAAGACAUCAAUGAUGAACGAUAAGGAAUUCUCAAGAUGGAUCCUCGUUUAUAGGAAGACUAAAAUUACAAUCCUCAUUCUUGGAACAGCAGGAAGUUUCAGAGCAUUCAAGAUAUUCUAUGCAGGACUCUUUGGACUUGAUAGCUGAAUGGCGAGAUUUGAGAACCCAAAGAGAGCCUUUAUGAGACCUCAAAACUACCUCGCUUUCUUCUCUUUAGCAAUUAUAUAUGUAUUACUUACUGUUGCAUCAGUCACAGUAUUCGUGACUGUAGGAUGGGGAUAUCAAGCACUAAUCACAGCUAUCGAAGUCAUAAUUCUCUACAUAAUCUUGAUUAUUUUGCACAUCCUUGAGAAGACCUAUGACCCAAGUCCUUGAAGUGAUAAGGAGUAUGUCCAAAUAGGAAUGAAGAAGUAUGGAGAAGAUCUUACGAUGUCAGGCGUCCCUAUUCACAACUACAAUGAUGAACUUAAUGAAAAAGAAGAACAGCUUAAUAUUGACCUGAGAAGACAAGCCCUAACUGAUAUUGUCAGGACUGUGAAAUCUUAUUCAAAAGAUGGCUUCUUCUCUGAUGGAACUCUUAAACAAUGUGAAAUCCAAACCAAAAUGCGCCGUGCUUUCUCAUUCAAAGAGCUACCUCCAAUCAAGGAGGAAGAUUCAGAGGAUACAUCUGAUGAAGAGAAGGAUUAUUAUUACCAGCCAAGAAGGAAACGAAGAUUCUCUAUCGGAACAGAGAACAAACUUGAAAAAUAUGCUGAUCAUAAGUUCUUCACAGCUAUUGAGGACAUAAGGAGUGGGAAAUAUCUUCCAGAUAAUGUGUAUGCUGACCAACACCCUGAUCGAAUAAUGAAUGAGGCUGACAGAUACCUACAUGUUGAUAGAGAAACCCAAACUGAUGAUAAUGACCUGAAACUACUCUGGAGAUUAGCAAGAACCAUUCCUCCAUUCAAACUUUCAGAUAUUCUCGGUGAGUUCGAAAUGGAUCCUACAGGCAUGUACAUCAUUAUUAGAGAUGAAGGCAAACUCAAGGAUAAGCAUGGAAGACUCGUUAAUUCGAGAGGUUAUCUUAUUGACGAGGAAGGCAAUGUCAUUCAUCAAAACGGAACAAAGAUAUUUGACAAAACAGAGUUAGAUUCAAACGAUGAAAUCCCGGCUCCUUUCUUAAUAGAUGAGGAUGAAAUCAAUGCUAUCUCUAAACCAGAACUGAUUCCUAUGCCAAAAACCAAGCCUAAAAAGUCUGCUAAUCAUCCUGAUAAUAGAACAUUUAAAAGAAAAGAUGCUUCAGCUUCUCACAGAAAGAGUACUGGGAGGAGUAAAAGGAAGCCUCCAACUCAAGAAAGAGUUUCUAGCAUUAUGACUGAUUUUCCUAAACCAGAUAGAGCUAAGAUUGACUCCAAAGCUAAGAAGAUGAGGCCUAUCACGUCCAAUACAAAGAGGCCAAUGACACAUGGUCAGACUAACAGAAGAUCAAAGCCUAUGUUUGGUAAUUACACUGAAGGCAGGACUAAUAAAGUCAAAGAAGAAACAUCAGAUAUGAACUCCACUAUUAAUCUCGAUAAGAUCAAUAUCUCAAAGAGACAGAACUACAUGCUUAACGAUACUGAUGACAUUGAUCACGAGUCUGAUCUCAGAGAUACGAAGGAGAACCCAUCAGAUAUGUUCUUCAAAGAUUACCUUCUAAAUCAGAGACCUGACUACUAUGGAGAUACAUCUGAUAAGUUGUCAAAGUCGAGGAAGCUUUAUUACUAGUUCAGUUUUAAUAUUCUAU